UCCUGGGCGGGGUCAGUCUACCUCAUUCGACGUAAGGAGGGAAACUGUCUAGAGCAGCAAUACCCGAACCCGGACGAAACCCGGCGACAAGAUACCUGUCGACUAGGACACUUGAACCCAGACUUAUUUACCACCAGCUGCUGUUACUCCGGUGACUUCCGCGGCGUUAUGUAGUCCAGAGAAACCGGAUACCACAGCCGUUACCAGGAAAAAGACUUCCGCUGAGGAGCUCGGCGCGGGGAGAACCGUUGCCGUCGAUAUUUACUGGAAAGCAUCGGCAUGUAGAAGCCCAGUGUUAGGCAUGGCUGAAAGGCUGUCAGACACCAAGAAGCGAGUCCCCAAGGUGCUGCAUGAGGACGAGCCCUUGUGCUGCUGCGAGUACGUGAACAGACUGGGAGAGCGCAGCCAUGUGGCAGCCUGCUGCUGUGACUGUGAAGACCUGGAUGACACCUGUGACAGGUUUCUAAAGAGGGAGCCGCAGAAAUCUGAAUCCCUAACAAAUGUGACUGAAAUCAUCAAAGACCGGAUUCGUGUGCCCUGGCUGUGGGGUGGAGCCCGAAAAGUGGACCUGACCAUCAUCCCUCCUCUUAUCCUUCUUCCUGUCCUUCUCCAUCUCGCAGCUCUCCACUUCCUGCUUGGCAUGGUGAUUCUGACAGCUCUGCCCGGCCUGGUGCUAUGGUACUACUAUUUCACUCACCGCAAGAAGGGACGGACGCUCUUCUUCCUCAGUCUUGCACUCUUCUCCCUGGGAUACAUGUACUACUUGUUCAUCACAGAGGUGCUUCCCAACGGGGAUGUCAGCCUGGGCCAGGUAGCCGUGGUAACUGCUGGGGUCAUACUCACCCUGGUAGCUCUUGUCCACACCAAGAGAGAGCCUGGCAUUGUGCGGCCAAACCAAGAGUCCGUCCACAGCACAGUGACGUACCACAGCCCUCUGGCAGACAGGGACCCCGCUCUCAAUGGAGGGAGGCAGGAUGUGACGAUGACCGUAGCCAACCGGGCUGGACGGUCGGAGGAGGCGGGCGUGGAGCUGAAGGAAGGCAGCCGAAGGAACUGGUGUCCGGUGUGCAGGGUGGUGCGGCCCCCGAGGGCUGGACAUUGUCGGAUCUGUGGUGUCUGCGUGCUGCGUCUCGACCACCACUGUGUCUGGAUAAACAGCUGUGUGGGGCAGGCCAAUCACCGCAGCUUCCUGCUUACGCUCGUCCUCUUCCUGUUGACGUCCCUGUACGGUAUCAGUCUGGUGCUACAGAGCGUGUGUCCGAAACAACACCUCUUCACUGCCCUGCUCUACUGCCCGGGGGUCUACGACGAAUACAGCACUGCACUCUGCUUCACCUGUGCGUGGUACAGCAGUAUCGUGACCGGUGGGCUGUUACACCUGCUGGUGGUGCAAGUGAUCAACGUCAGCUACAACGUGACCGAACGCGAGGCACGUGUUGCCCUGCGAGACAAAACCGCUCGCAGUGCCUACUGGGGACUCGUUGUGGACACCGGUGUCUACUCUCGAGGUUUCCGUGGAAACUGGGCAGAAUUCAUGACCAUGGGACAAAAACUGAAUCCUCCAUCUCCCACGCCAACAGACCUGGUGUAAGAGACUGUUAUGCACCCCUAAAAAAUGAGCUUGGAGUUUAUGGCUGCUGUUCUGGUCAUGUCCACUGGAUGGCAGCAUAACUCCUUUCACUCUGAUUUAUAUUUGUUGGCCGUCUUCUGCUUGGCAGCAAAUCUGAGAGCUGUCAGGACUGAUAUCACUGGGUUGCGCUGACUUUGACACAUAGCAAUAACAACUGUAAACCCCAAUAAGACACAUUCACUGCCAUUAAUGUCACUGACAGCUGGCAUCUCCUCUAUGCAGCCGUAUCCACUCACUGACCUUUAAUUUUCUUCCACUGCUGCCUCAUUCCAACCCUCUCGUCAGUCUCUUAGCCAAACAAAUAUACUGUGUCCUUUACAAUGACUGUCUUCCCUGGACUUGAACAUUGUCUUUAUUUCCCCCCCUACAUUCUAGUGCCUUGCUGAUAGUUGACAGACAAGAAAAAUGUGAGAAUGAGUAAUUUCUUGAUCCUCAUAGGGACAUUUUCCCUGAGCACAGCGUCAGUAACGAGAUGACGUCUCUCUAGUUCGUCAGUCCUGCACAAGGCAACGGGCUGAAAAUCAUUUCAAGGAUGGUAUCUCAGCACACUACACCUCCUUUGUACUCCCCAACAGUUAUCUGCUGUGUUGUGAAAUGUGUCGUGGAUAUUUAUCACAGAUAAAUGAAACAUCUCAGCACAAGCAACAUAAUGGGCCUGAUUGAAGUCCUGCUAUGUGUCACAGCAUUAAAUAUAAUGAACGCUUAGGCUGAAUAUAGAGAGUGGUUUCUUUUCAAAAGGAUUCCUGAAUGAAACAGCUCUAGAAGUAUGAAAAAGCAAAUAAAUCAAUACGCAUUAAUGUCAGCUUUAGAGGUUUUCAGUGCUUUCUGCUGAAUGUCUACUGCUGCUUUUAUUACUCCACAGAGGGUUUGGUAUCUUAAGCUUGUAUAUGCUUGUAUAUGUCCAGUUGUGUAUUUGUAUGAAAUGGUUUUUAUUUAUUUAUAUUAAAUGAAUGUGAGAAUGUA
Molecule: messenger RNA, 2593 nt
Organism: Scatophagus argus
Lineage: Eukaryota; Metazoa; Chordata; Actinopteri; Scatophagidae
Gene: zdhhc23b
Product: zinc finger DHHC-type palmitoyltransferase 23b
Exons: 5
Coding region: 302-1591 (429 amino acids)
Biological process (GO): peptidyl-L-cysteine S-palmitoylation; protein targeting to membrane
Cellular component (GO): Golgi apparatus; endoplasmic reticulum
Molecular function (GO): protein-cysteine S-palmitoyltransferase activity
Source: RefSeq, a predicted model, not a curated record